AUGCCCCUUUUUGGCCCCAAAGCAGAGCUGGAUUUGGUGCAGAGCGCCGUCUUCACCGACCCGCAGGAUCACAGCCCCUGGGUUUACCUGCGCUGCCUGCUGGCCAGGGCCUCCCCCCCUCCCCGUGUCAUCGGGGUGCACGUGGACGUGGAGGACGGGGCCGUGAGCGUCACCUUCUCAAGGGCCGUCGGGACCCCCCCCCAGCUGACCCUACAGAGCCGACCUUUGACCCCAUGGAGCUCCGCCCAGUGCCGCGGCCGCCCCUCCCACACCUGGCUGUGCCCGCUGCCCGAAGACCUGGCCACGCCCACUGCGGAGCAGGAGCCAAUCAGAGCGGUGUGGAGCCACGGCUCCGCCCACGGGGAGGUGACGCUCUCGCCUAAAGGGGGAAAGGAGGCGUGGUGGGCGGAGUCUAUUGUGCCCCAGGAGCUCUUCUGGCCGGAAGUGGACGUGGCCGAACGGGCGGUGCUGGAGGAGCUGCUGGGCGCCUGCAGGGAGCUGCUGGAGUUGGAGCCGCACAGCCGCGGCUGCCUGCUGACCCUGCUGCUCCUGCUGGCUGCCACCGACCCUCUGGGCCACGAGGAGGAAAUGCGGCGCUGCCUGCGGGCCCUGCAGGAGGCGGACCCGCUGCGGAUUGGCUUCGUGGCAGACAUGGCGUCGAGGGCGGAGCUUGCGCUGGCGCUGCUGAGGGAGGGGGCGGAGCCUGAGGAGCUCCACCUACCGGAAAAGGGUCUGACAUCUCUGCCCCUAUUGGAGCGCCUGGGCUGCGUCACCCUGCUGGAUUUGAGGGGCAACGGCCUGCAGGGGCUGCCCCAAACUUUGGGGGCCAUGAGGAGGCUGCAGGUGCUGGACGUGUCGCGCAAUCAGAUCGCCACGCUGCAGGGAGUCCCGCCCCUUCCGCGGCUGCGGGAGCUGCGAUUGGACGGCAACCCCAUAAGCCACGCCCCCGCCCUGGCCCCAUUGGCUGCCUUCCCCCGCCUGUCUGUCCUGGGAUUGGCCGAGACGCCGUUGGCUACCGCCCCCGAUGCCUCCUCCCGAUUGGCUGAGCUCCUUCCCCGCGUCACCGUCCUCCUCUCUUGAUUGGCCCCCGGGAGGCGGGGCUUCAAUAAAGUGCUGUCACGUG
Molecule: messenger RNA, 1123 nt
Organism: Lagopus leucura (white-tailed ptarmigan)
Lineage: Eukaryota; Metazoa; Chordata; Aves; Galliformes; Phasianidae
Gene: RABGGTA
Product: Rab geranylgeranyltransferase subunit alpha
Exons: 11
Coding region: 1-1080 (359 amino acids)
Biological process (GO): protein prenylation
Molecular function (GO): Rab geranylgeranyltransferase activity; protein binding; zinc ion binding
Source: RefSeq, a predicted model, not a curated record